Drosophila novamexicana is the source of this 3258-nucleotide messenger RNA. RefSeq lists its product as uncharacterized. Bases 272 to 2581 code for a protein of 769 amino acids. The transcript is spliced from 2 exons. The record is from RefSeq and is a predicted model, not a curated record. Lineage: Eukaryota; Metazoa; Arthropoda; Insecta; Diptera; Drosophilidae.
UUUUAGUUAAAGCAAAAAGGAGAAGAAGAAGAAAAAAGUGCAGCUGAAAAUUAUUGUAUUGUAAUUUUUUAGUAUACGCAGCACGCCUACAACUGCGCAUGCCCCAGACCCAGACCCAAUCCCAGACCCAGUCUCCUAUACAUUUGAGGCCGAGACGCAGCAGCAGCAGCAGCAGAGCAGCAGCAGGUGACAGCGACACCGGCAGCGACGUCGACGGCGACGCCUCAGUGCUAUAGGAAAACUCAAGGCUAUCGAGUUGAUUUCUUUGGACAUGGCCACCGUGGCGCACGGCUGCAGCAGUCCGCGGCAGCGUUCUUGCAACGGCAGCAGCUCACCUGGUGGACAGCACGGGUCGACGCCCGCAAUGUACACAACGAUGCCGAAAUAUACGCGCACCGCCAGCCAGACACUCUACGCGACAAGCCAGCAGCUCUUUGGCGGAGGAGGAGUCGGGAUGCCCGGCGAGUAUAAUGGACACGGAGGUGGGUUGUAUAUGGCCACGGGCAGCAUGUCGCAGCGUCCGCUGUCGGCGUCGGCUUUGCCGGAGACGGCGACGGGUUGCCGCAAUUACUGGAGCCAGGGCCAGAGCCAGAGCCAGGGUCAUCCGGGUCCGGGUUCGUUUUAUCACAGCAGCGGCAGACACUUUAAUUACAACAAGCGCAAGUCCGCCGUAGAGCUGCUGGCCGAAUCGAAGCCCUUCUACAUCAAGUCUGACGCGGUCUUCGAGCGACUGCAGCAGUCCGGCUAUCGCGGCGGAGGCAAUGGCGCCGGAGCGGGAGUCAAGCGCGGACGCCGGCCGGAAGAGGGACACUACGGUGCCUCGUACGACGAACUGGAGGAUAGGCGCUACAUCAGCCUGACCAGGCAGCAGCAGCAACAGCAGCAGGCGCAGUUGCAGCAGCAAUACGGUCUGCACAAUCAUCACCAGCAUCACCAUCACAGGCACAAUCCCGGCCAGGCCAUGCACGGCCAGACGAGGGAACGACCCGGUGCGGCAGUCAACAACAAUCUACUGCAGCACAAGCUGCGCAUGCUGCUCGGCUCGGAGGCGGGCAAGGAGCGCGCCGGCACGUUGCGACGCCAUGAGCUGGGCGACGGCAAUCCGGAGCUGCUGCUGGCCGGCGAGGAGGAGAGCAGCGCGCUGAGGAUUCCGCCGCCGCUUUACCUGCCCGCCCAUGCCUUCGGGGGCAGGGACAAGGCCUAUGGCGGCGGCUAUCCCAGCGAGCCGAACAGCGGCGGCGAGGAGCCGCUGGUGCUCACCGAGAACUACAGACCGAUCAGUCCGCCUGCCGAGUACGCAGCCAAGUCGAGCCAGGCGCAUAACGAGCGCUACAGGUACAACUAUCAGCGCUCGUACUCGCACUCGCACGAGGUGGCCAUUCCGGACGAGCGUGCUCCGUACACGGCGGGCGAGUUUAACAUCAAUAGCCACAAAUCUCUGCCCGAUCUGCACACGCAGAUCAGCCGGCACUCGCCGCACAGCGAGAUACUGAGCUGCUGCAGCCGGGGAAAUCGCUCCAUCAAGUCCGCGGGGGAGUCGUCCAUCAAUCGCGACUCCGGCGGCAGCUCCGGCCACUAUACGCACCGCAGCGAGCCGUGCUAUAAGCGGCAGCGCGAGACGAAUCCGGGGACCGCCAGCGGCACGAUUAAGAACUGCUGCAAUCUGGUGGCCGCCACACGGCGGGACAGCGGCUCCUCCACGCAGCACAGCGCCAACUCGUACUGCGGCUAUGUGACGCCUGCCGGACGCAACACGGACUGCCUGGACUGCCGCUGCAAGCCGGACGCGGCGCCGAGCUUUGAUCAUGCGGCCGCCGAUUACUUGCUCAAUUUCACGCCCACGCCGGAGGUGCCGGAAGCGUUCCAGGAUGAUUAUACACCGACGCCGCCGUCGCCGCGCCUCAAGACCCAAACGCCGCGCUACUCGAGCUCCUCCAGCCAGCAGCUACACACCAGCUCCCAGGGCUACACGAGUAUCAACCAUUCGCAGAGCUCUCUGGCGCAGAGUCCCGGCUCGGCGCCGUCCGUGGACGACAUUAGCCCGCCGCCCAUACAAUUUAAGCGGCAGCGUUGCAUUCGCUUCAAGAAUCGCAACCGGCUGCCUGUCCAACCACGCACCUCGCCCAUCAACCAGGCCAUGGAGUGUCUCAGCGGGGGCGGCGGCGGAUCGGCGGGCUACAAGCGCAACAUGGAGCACGAGAAUGUGUUCUUCCCCAAGGGUUUUUCGGCGGACGGCUAUGCAAGCCAGUCGGCCGCCAUGGACAUGGAGCGGGAGGCAUUGAACGCCAGCAUAUCCGAGCUGGAGAAGUUCUUUGAUCGGUUGGGCCUGAACGACGAGGCGUUCCACGAGCUCUACAGCCAGCCCCGGCGGCAGCACAAUCCCGAAACCGAUUCGGAUGACUCCAGCACCGUGUUCUUCUCGGACCACAGCACCGUGGACUCGAUGCGACUGCCGGACAGCACCGAGACACAGCCGCAAACUACCCAGCCCUAUCGGCCCUCGGAGCCGCCAUCAAUCGUGGAGCGCAAUGCGAGAAUCAUCAAGUGGCUGUGUAACUGCAAGAAGACGCAGUGCGCCUGAGGAUACGCCGGACCUUGUAGUCGACCAUAACCGUAAAUUUGAUAUUGUUCUUUAGAUAUGAGUAAUUUUACCCUCUUAGUCCCCACCCGAAGUACAAGCGCAGAUAAAAAUUCAAUCGAAAACAUAAACACGAGCUGCUCGAGCUUCUUUCAAACUCGAAAAUUUCGUUCGAGCCGUUAGCUCGAACAUGUUGCCGACAAGCUCGAGCUUUGAUCGACUGAAUAUCUGCGGGUUUGAUGAAUCGCUAGCUCGCUACUCAAAAGCUCACUCCGUUUGCGCUUAAAUCGGUUGAGUUUCUGAGUUGGAUACAAAUCGAUUAAUCAAGGCAAGGCUCCAAAUCGAAUAUCUGGAAACACCCAAUUGUACAACUGAAUUGCCGCUUAUUACUCGUAUGAAUGUGCGUUUGGUCAUUUUUUUCUGCCACGUUUUGCAGACACAAUUAAAUAAUUAUCGUAUAACUAAUCGUCUAGCAAAAUGAGAGGUCAUAUUACUCGUAUACAUAAAGGUAUUAUUAGAAUGAAUUAUUGUACAAUUACCUCUCGUAACGUGCAUAUAUCGUAAACAUAUAAACUUGCCCACUACUUAUACACAUAUAUGUAUGUAGUUGCCAAAAGAAAAACAAAAAAACAAUUUAAAAGUACUCGUAAAGAAAUUGAACCUACCUAUUUAUGUGAGUG